Exserohilum turcica Et28A is the source of this 1281-nucleotide messenger RNA. Its product is annotated as carbohydrate-binding module family 50 protein. The transcript is spliced from 2 exons. Gene Ontology annotation, cellular component: outer membrane. Lineage: Eukaryota; Fungi; Ascomycota; Dothideomycetes; Pleosporales; Pleosporaceae. The record is from RefSeq and is a predicted model, not a curated record. The coding region runs from base 1 to 981 and encodes 326 amino acids.
AUGGAUGGGGGGUUUGUAGCAGAAGAGGGGCUGUUUGCAGAAGGUUCAAGACAGCCGCCCCACCGUCACCGCCACCCUCGCAACUCGCACAACCAGGGCCACCAGAACCAAUAUGGCGGCGAAGGCGACCCAGAGGGUGAGCGUGGCAUCAUGGGCGGCAUAGCUGGAGCCGCAGCAGGAGGCUACGGUGGCCACGCUCUAGGCGGCAAAGCCGGCCACGGCACCGCGGGCACCAUCAUUGGCGCCCUCGCCGGUGCCUUUGCAGGCAGUAAGACGCAAGAUGCAGCCGAGGAGCGCUGGGACGAGCACAAGGAAAAGAAGAAGGAAGAAGAGCAACGCAAGAAGUGGGAGGAAGAAGAGGAACGCCGCAAGAAAUACGGCCAACAACACCACGGCGGCCCCCCGCCACCCCAACAACAACAACAACAGUCGCACUCUUCGUCUUCCGGUCAACGCUCCAUGGGCGACUUUGGCGGAAACUUUACUGCCUCGUCGCGCGACAUCCGCAUCGACGCCCACGGCGACUUUGUCCUGCACGCCCAGUGCCGCCGCGCAGACGGCUCCUACCAAGCGUCUUCCCUCCCGCUGAACCGCUAUCUCGCCAACAUUGACGGCUCCUUUUCGUGGUCGGGCUCCGGCGGCGGCUCUUGCGGAGGCGAGAGCAGCUACACGGUCCAGCAGGGCGACACUCUCCGCGCCAUUGCGGCCCGCUACUCGCACUGCUCGUACGAAGACAUUGCCCGCCACAACAACAUUGCCAAUGCCGACCAGAUCUGGCCCGGCCAGAACCUGAGAAUCCCUGGUUCUGGUGGUAGUGGCGGAAGCAACGGCGGCUUUGGCCAUUCGGCGCGAAACGUUCGCUUGAGUGCCGGUGGCCAGCGUCUGGAGGCUGAGCUUGAGGGUCAUGGACAGUGGAGGCUCAGGGAGAUUAACCUUGAUGAGAGGAUCAGCAAUCAGGAUGGUUGCUUGGUAUUUAUCUAGCUUCCGUCGUAGGCCUGGUCUGAUGACUUGAUGCAAGUGAAAAGGGGGUGACUUUUUGAUGCAUGGUUAAAGUUGUUUCUUCCUAGACACAUUACUCCGACUUUGAGAACAAUAGAAUGAGAAGAAAAAAAUAAGUUGGUUGUAUCAUCAAAAUCUUUCCAAGUACUCGUUGUGAAAAGACAUUGUUGCAAGAUAUGGAAUAACGUGGUUCACAAGUGAGUCGCUAACCCAAGCGAGUCGCUAACGCCCCAUCACUACAUCUACAUCAACACGUUAUUAUAGUUUUUUAUUAUAGUUAAU